AGCUAAGAAAAUGAUUUUAUAAGAAACUGAUGUAAAGAACAAGUGUAUAAAUUGUAAAAAUAACAAUAGGACACUUUAAAUAAAGUAAAGCCAAGCCACACUCAGUAUCAUGGUUCAUGAUUGCAAACUGCCUUAAAGUGUUUGAGACUUGCUAUGUUUUUGUGGUUAACGUUAAAUUGCAAUUCUUUUACUUCUCACAAGUGUCAACGUAAUUUAUAAAAAGCACUCUACACAGACAAGAUGACUAGUACAGAAGAUAGUACACCUAAGAUUGAAUUCAAGAAAAAAUCGAAGAAACCACUAAGAAAACGUCAAAUUUCAUCGGAUGAAGAUGACGAGAAUGAAGAAAUUUCUGUAAGAGAAAAAGUUGAGGAAAUGAAGACCAUACAGAAGCUCAGAGAGCGUCCUAAAGGUAUAAACAUUGUCGGAUUGGCUUUUGGAGAAAGCGAAACUUCUGAUGCAAUGACGUCGGAUCCUUUCAAUGUAAAAACUGGAGGAAUGGUAAAUAUGGCUGCAUUGAAAAAUGCAAAAUUGAAACAAAAUGAUGCGUAUGAAACAGGAAUUGGUACACAAUUUAAUGCAGAGACUAAUAAACGAGAUGAAGAUGAAGAAAUGGUAAAGUAUAUCGAAGAAGAGCUAUCCAAGAGAAAGAGCAAAAAUGAUGAAAAAACCGAGAGCGGAUCAAACAAUGAAAAGGGAUCGUAUUGUUCGCCAGAAGAAGCAGCGUUACAAGCUGUACCUGAACAUUUAAGGCAAAGCUCCGCGCAUAGAAGCGAAGAAAUGCUUUCAAAUCAAAUGUUAUCUGGCAUUCCAGAGGUAGAUCUUGGGAUAGAAGCAAAGAUUCGCAAUAUCGAAGCUACAGAAGAAGCUAAGUUGAAGUUACUUUGGGACAGGCAUAGGAAGAAAGAUGGUCCUUCCCAAUUUGUGCCGACCAAUAUGGCUGUGAAUUUUGUGCAACACAAUAGAUUUAACAUAGAAGAUGCAGACUUCCAAAAAUCGAAGCAAGAUUCCGACGACAAAAAGAAAAUGCCGGCGCCCAAAGACGAUUUUAAAGGGAAAAGAAAAGACAAUGGAGAAAAAGCAACCGAUGAUUAUCAUUACGAAAGAUUUAAAAAACAGUUUAGACGAUUUUAGAAUUAAUUGUAAAAUAGGUACUCGGUAAUUAUAAGCUUCUUUUCGAUAUACAUUAUAUACGAAAUGUUGAAUAAAUAAAUUUAAUUUUAUGGACGUUUACAUCUUUAUUAAAUAUUUCCAUCCUUCUCAAUUAUAUCCGAAUCGAGAUAUGGUAUAGUCGAGAGUUCCGACAAGAGUUUCGCUUCUGUUGAACUACUCUCUGUGGUUCGAUACCGGUGGGGAGCCUGUGUUAUCGGCAUGUCCAAACAUCCAUUGAAAACUGGGCGUAAGCUUUGAUACGAUCACGGAGAUGACGACAUCGUAACGACGUCAAUUGACUGUAGUGGAAUUAGGUUGUAAUUCGAUCCCUUUAAACUUACUCUGACCAUUGUUUUUCUUAACAAUUGUGGCUAUGAGUUGUGGAUUCGUUACCUGCGGCCCUAACGAGGCCCUCGUAGUUUCAGGAUACUAUAAACAUACUAUACUAUCGUGUUCAGUUUUUCCUCAUCGAUUUCCGACUUAUUCAGAACUCCUAUCUUUAAGGAUGCUGCUACAGCAAACCUCUUUUGGUACCCGGUGGCCGGGUAUUUGUAUGGCCCAUCGUCCAGCAAGUGCAAAA
Molecule: messenger RNA, 1732 nt
Organism: Hylaeus anthracinus
Lineage: Eukaryota; Metazoa; Arthropoda; Insecta; Hymenoptera; Colletidae
Product: splicing factor C9orf78
Exons: 8
Coding region: 241-1134 (297 amino acids)
Biological process (GO): mRNA splicing, via spliceosome
Cellular component (GO): spliceosomal complex
Source: RefSeq, a predicted model, not a curated record